Talaromyces marneffei is the source of this 423-nucleotide messenger RNA. RefSeq lists its product as uncharacterized. NCBI's taxonomy places the organism in Eukaryota, Fungi, Ascomycota, Eurotiomycetes, Eurotiales, Trichocomaceae. The transcript is spliced from 3 exons. Bases 1 to 423 code for a protein of 140 amino acids. The record is from RefSeq and is a predicted model, not a curated record.
AUGAAGGCAUUCACUUUUGUCGCACUUGCUGCCAUAGCAGGCGCUCAACAAAUCUGGCUUCAGGCCCCUGGCCUCAACCAAGAAGUUACAGCUGGCGGUGAUCUUGUCAUUGAAAUUCAGUCACAGGAUGCUGCUAGUCCAUAUACGGAUAUCGCGGCCGCCAUUGGCAUUGAGCCUUGGUCCACCGGUUACGUCGACACUGUAGAGCUGGGACAGUGGCUACUCUAUCAGGGUAACUGGAGUAUUGAAGGAUUUGCCUACCCUCAGGGUGGACUAUACACCAAUGUCACGGUCAGCGUACCGUCGAACCUCCCUGUAGGACCUGCUCUUCUUAGCGUGGCUGUGUUCCAGGUUGUUGGGGCUUCGAAUGAGCCAUAUGUGCAAAAAGCCAAUGUCAAUGUCACGGUCGUCAGCAGCUCCUAG